Messenger RNA from Clavispora lusitaniae ATCC 42720, 402 nucleotides. Its product is annotated as type 1 protein phosphatase-activating protein YPI1. Lineage: Eukaryota; Fungi; Ascomycota; Pichiomycetes; Serinales; Metschnikowiaceae. The record is from RefSeq and is a predicted model, not a curated record. Gene Ontology annotation, cellular component: nucleus. Gene Ontology annotation, molecular function: protein serine/threonine phosphatase inhibitor activity; protein phosphatase 1 binding.
AUGUCCCAACAAGCACCUCCUCAACGUACUGAGGGUUCAUCAACACAGACCCAAACGCAAACUAUAGUUCCAGUACCAGUUCUACAUUUGCGAUCCGAGAAUGCUCGAACCGACCUGAAGACAAAACAGAAGAAGAAGUCCAAAGCACGAGUAAGGUGGACCGAGGAUGUGGUGGACAAUGAGAAUAUGAAUAAGAAGAAGACAAAGAUUUGCUGCAUUUUCCAUCCGCAACGCGAGUUUGGCGAGGAGUCCGAGUGCCUGAGUGACAGCUCAAGCGAUUCUAGCGACUCUUCUGGUGACGAAAAGGAAACACAUGAUAAAUGUUGUGAGGGGAAAGGUAACGCCUAUGAGACACAACCGCACUACAAAAACCAGAGUACACUUCCUAAAAAUGCCAUUUGA